UAAUAGGGAGGAUAUCCGGUAAUGUCGGUGUAGUAAUUUAAGUGGUGGGGUCGAUGCUUCUUUUUCCGGCAACCGGCGUCCAUUUUCGUUGUUGGCUUGUCGAAGAUUUGGCGCGUUUGGUAUCUAUGAACAGAUAAUUCAACGAUAAGCCAGUCAAAAUUUACUGAACGCCCACGAUACGUUGGCGAAGUAGUUGUGAUCAGAAAAAAAGAAAAGAGCUUCGUUGGUUGAUCUGCGAAUAUUAGACAGCGUCUGUCGUUGCGGUGAAUGAAAAUUUCGUCGCUCAUAAGGAAAUCUCGUUGGAAUAAAUUUUAGAUACCGAUCGAUCAAUGGAAGGCGCGCCAGCCAGCAGGGGUGGAUUUCGUGGUGGACGUGGUGGCCCAGGCGGCCCUAUGAGAGGACGCGGCGGUUUUGGGGACAGGGGAGGAAGUAGAGGUGGCCCUCCGAGGGGUGGUGGUAUGAUGAGAGGUGGCAGAGGUAGUGGACCUGGAGGUGGAAUGAGAGGUGGACCACCAGGAAUGAGAGGUAGAGGUGGUCCACCUGGAAGAGGUGGUCGUGGUGGACAUUUCCCUCCUGGGGGUCCACCGGAACCAGGAAUGUCCAGUGGUCCAGGAGGUGGUGGACCACCACCACCAGGAAUGGGAGGCCUACCACGUGGUGGUAGCAGAGGAGGUGGAAGUAGUGGUUUCCGAGGCAGAGGAAGAGGUGAUUUUGGUAGGAGUGACAAUCCUAGAGGUAGUAGCAGUUUCCGUGGACGAGGAAUGGAUAGAGGUAGCAGAGGAGGAUCUCGAGGUGGCUCUGGUAGAGGUGGCCUAGGUGGAAGAGGCUUUGGUGAUCGUGGAAGUAGAGGAAGUAGUGGACGCGGUGGCAGUGGCCCGUCGAAAAGAGGAGGUGGGCCACCAGGCUCGAGCGGACCUUCAAAAAGGCCGAGAUUUGAUCAACCAUCUUCGCAAUCCGCGAAUGGUUAUGCCACUCAACCACCAAGUCAAGGAUAUGGAGGUGGUACUAGCAAUGCCUAUGGUGGAGGGCAGCAACAACCACAGCAGCAGCAGCCAGUAGGAUACGGUGGUGGUUAUGGAUCACAAAAUUAUACUCAGUCUUCGUAUCAAAGUUACGAAAGUUACCAACAGCCGCCAGAUUAUGGUCAAACAGCUGGAUAUCCACCAUCAGCAGCUACUGAUAGUAGGUAUGGAGGAGCACCUGCUGUACCAACUACAGGAGCUUUCAGUACUGGUGAUCCUUAUAGCUAUGGCAAAGCUCCACCAUCAGCCAAUUACCAACAGGAGGCAGUGGCAGCAGGGGGUGGGGGUGCAGGUUAUGCCCCUGUUAACCCUUACGAUGACCGAUCUUCUAAUGCCACUUCUAUGAGCAACAGGGGUGGUUACUCGACGCAACUUUAUGAUUACUCCAGUCAAGAUGGUGUGUACGGGAAACAAGAUUAUGGUGGCAGUGCUGGUUACCAAAACGCCCAGUCUCAGCGACGUUAUUAAAUUACACUUGCAACUAUUUAAUUUUACAUAUUUAAAUGUCAUUUCUUUCCAAAUUUCAAAAGAAAACAAGAAAAGUUGUUCCUAGCGCGUGAAAAAGUUGGACAAAUAUCAUUUGUCACGAACACCAAAUAUUUCUUAAUAUUUCAUCGGAGGAAUUAUAUUCAGAUAAAAAAAGUAUACCCGUAGGAAAAAAAAGAAAGAAAGAAAGAAAAUUCGAGAACAGAUUCAAUGAAAUUUCUGAAUAUAAUUUUCUAUCUUUGUCGCGCGCAUGGAAAACCCGUCAAAUUACGCGUUAAACGCGAGCAAUUGUUUAAUUACGAUUUAAAAAAAAGAGAAAGAAGAAGAAGUAUAAAUGACAUGAGCGUUUUAUACUUGACUCAGCAGUAUAGCAUCUACUUUUGUCACAUUUGGUUCAGAACAUUGUUUUUUAGGAUUAAGUUUAGUUGAUGUACAGUUUAUCUUUCUUUUCCUUUAUCUGCGAUUGUGAAGUAUGAAAUUGUAAUUAUUAAGGGUAAAGAAUAUUCACUCUGUUUGUAAAGUCAUUAAUUGGUCGAUCAUUGUGAACAAACGCAUAUAGUUCAAUUAUCUUCAAAGGAGUAGGUGCAAAAAGAUCAAUAUCUUACUGUUCUGCGUGGAAAAAGAAAAACAGGAGCAAAUAAUUGUAUAUUAUGGUAUUUUGUUUUUUACACUUAACUAUGAAUUGAAGAGAAAGAAUCUUGUAUCAGAAUAUAAACUGCCCCUCUUUAAGCGUUUGAUAGUGCGACAUUUUUAUUCUGGUAAUACUUGUGUUGUCAUUUAGCAACAAGCUUAUAAUAUAACGAUUGAGUCCGACUGUUGCGACAUUUCAUUUCCUAUAUAUAUAUAUAUACAUAUGCGUAUAUCCACAAUUAUACUUUCAACUUGCAAAUUCAAUUUUUAUGCGAACUAUAUAAAAUACUCUGCUUAGUGGUGACAGAGAUUUCUAAAAAGUUAAAUGGAUAAUGUUAGAAAGUUUAAUGAUGAUUUUAGGAAUUUCUUCUAGCUGUUUAAGUAGUGAUUAUGUAUUGAAAUGUCACACCGGCAGAGACAAUCAAAAUGGCAUAUUAGCGGUUAAAAAAGAAAAAGAAAAA
This is a messenger RNA of Frieseomelitta varia, 2599 nucleotides long. RefSeq names its product RNA-binding protein EWS-like. The record is from RefSeq and is a predicted model, not a curated record. Lineage: Eukaryota; Metazoa; Arthropoda; Insecta; Hymenoptera; Apidae. The transcript is spliced from 10 exons. The coding region runs from base 330 to 1490 and encodes 386 amino acids.